Messenger RNA from Bacillus rossius redtenbacheri, 2271 nucleotides. It is a transcript of the gene black, whose product is annotated as cysteine sulfinic acid decarboxylase. Gene Ontology annotation, cellular component: cytoplasm. NCBI's taxonomy places the organism in Eukaryota, Metazoa, Arthropoda, Insecta, Phasmatodea, Bacillidae. Gene Ontology annotation, molecular function: carboxy-lyase activity; pyridoxal phosphate binding. The coding region runs from base 36 to 1610 and encodes 524 amino acids. Gene Ontology annotation, biological process: carboxylic acid metabolic process. The record is from RefSeq and is a predicted model, not a curated record. The transcript is spliced from 8 exons.
AGACGGCGAGGUGCAGCGCGCGCCCAGCCGCAGCCAUGCCGGUGUCCGCUGAGGUAGCUGCGCUGUCCUCGCUGCCGCAGAUCCAGCCCUGCGCCGCCGACAAGGCGUGCGAGGCGGCGCCGGCGACGCCCAGCGCGGCGUGGUUCGCGAGCCUGCCGGACCGCGCGCGCCACGAGCGCUUCUUCCGCGACAUGACGGAGCUGCUGCUGGAGGAGGCCGUGUUCGAGGGCACGAGCCGCGCCGGCAAGGUGGUGGAGUGGCGCGCCCCCGGCGAGCUGCGGCAGCUGCUGGACCUGGAGCCGUCCGCCGAGCCCGCCUCGCACCAGAGGCUGCUCGAGCUGGCGCGCGACACCGUGCGCUACAGCGUCAAGACGGGCCACCCCUACUUCCUCAACCAGCUCUUCUCCAGCGUGGACCCGUACGGCCUGAUGGGCCAGUGGCUGGGCGACGCGCUCAACCCCAGCGCCUACACGUACGAGGUGGCGCCCGUCGUCACGCUCGUGGAGGAGGCCCUGCUGCGCGAGAUGCGCCGCGUCGUCGGCUUCCCCGAGGGCCGGGGCGACGGCGUGUUCAGCCCCGGCGGCUCCGCGUCCAACGGCUACGCCAUCAGCUGCGCGCGCCACCACCUGCUGCCCGAGGUCAAGACGCGGGGACUGCACGGCCUGCCGCGGCUCGUGCUCUUCACCUCGGAGGACGCGCACUACUCCAUCAAGAAGAUGGGCUCGUUCCUGGGGCUGGGCGCGGACAACGUGUACCUGGUGGCGUGCGACGCGCGCGGCCGCAUGAGCUGCGCCGACCUGGAGGCGCAGGUGCAGCGCGCGCUGGGCGAGGGGGCGCGCCCCUUCAUGGUGUGCGCCACGGCAGGAACGACGGUGCUGGGCGCCUUCGACCCCAUCGCCGAGGUGGCGAACGUGUGCGAGAGGCACGGACUGUGGUUGCACGUGGACGCCGCUUGGGGCGGCGGCGCGCUGCUGUCCCGCCGGCACCGCCAUCUGCUGCGCGGCGUCGAGAGGGCGGACUCGGUGACGUGGAACCCGCACAAGCUGCUGACGGCGCCGCAGCAGUGCUCGGUGUUCCUGGUGCGCCACCAGGGAGUGCUGGCGGCCAGCCACUCGGCGAGCGCCGAGUACCUCUUCCAGAAGGACAAGUUCUACGACACCAGCUACGACACGGGCGACAAGCACGUGCAGUGCGGCCGGCGGGCCGAUGCCCUCAAGUUCUGGUUCAUGUGGAAGGCCAAGGGCACGGAGGGCCUGGAGAAACACGUGGACACGGCGCUGGACACGGCCGCCCACUUCGCGGCCAGGAUCCGGGACCGCGACGGCUUCAAGAUGGUGCUCGACGAGCCGGAGUUCGCCAACGUGUGCUUCUGGUACGUGCCGCCCAGCCUGCGCGGCGCCGCCGACCAGCCAGACUUCAGCAGCCGCCUGCACAAGGUGGCGCCCAAGAUGAAGGAGCGCAUGGUGCGCGCCGGCUCCAUGAUGGUGACGUACCAGCCGCUCCGGGACCUGCCCAACUUCUUCCGCCUCGUCGUGCAGAACUCGGGCCUCACGCACGCCGACAUGGACCACGUGGUCGACGAGUUCGAGCGGCUGGGCGCCGACCUGUGACCUCGUCUCAGCUCCGCCGCGGCCGGACUGGUUCCCACCCGGGGCACCAUGACCUCUCCCGACAACAGUUCAUGUCUCUGUCCCAAUUAUUUGUUUGUUCAACUUAGAUGGCAAGUCAAUCAUUUAAUAGCCAUCAUUUCAAUUUCAACACAUCGCAAGUUGGAUAGUAAGCAAAAAAAGUACCUACCAGAUUUUUAAUAUUUGACGAUAUACAAUGUAUGUAUAUUUCAAUACAAAUGAGUCAUUUCAUCUGCCCUCCAAAAAACAAUAUCUCUUUUUGUGUUAUAACACUACGAUUUUCAAGUAAAUAAAAAUUACUUUUUUUUUUCAUUUAGCGCUCCCCCUCCAACCCCCCCCCCCCCCCUAAAUGCGGUCCCCGGGGCACAAGCCCCUUCUGCCCCCUUCUGUUACAUCCCAGUUCGCACGCCACUGCAGUGGACUGCAAGUCCAAAUUCGGUUUCACGCAGUCAAAGUGAAAAAAAAAAAAAAUGAAGCAAAUGCUCAAUUAUGUAUUUAUUGUUGACGUGCGCAGGAGACAAUGCCAUGGCUAAGUUGGUUCUCGGCCAGAAUUCUCGACUCUACUUUCGUUUGUUUUUAGGGAUGAAAAGUCUUUGUUUUAUGAUCUUAUAUAUAUAUAUAUAUAUAUAUAUAUAUAUAUAUA